This is a messenger RNA of Vitis vinifera (wine grape), 1827 nucleotides long. RefSeq lists its product as uncharacterized. Bases 725 to 1363 code for a protein of 212 amino acids. The transcript has 2 exons. The record is from RefSeq and is a predicted model, not a curated record. Lineage: Eukaryota; Viridiplantae; Streptophyta; Magnoliopsida; Vitales; Vitaceae.
AGAGAUUCUAGAUUUACUUUACGCGUACGACCAACCGAAUGAAGCCGCGUGUCCACCAGGACUGUUAAAUGACCAAAGUGCCACCCCUUCCCUAUCCCCCUUCCUUCCCUCAGCGUUCUCAUGUGAUCAGUUAUAUUCUCUCCUUCUCUCUAGAAAAUUAGGUUUUCUUCGGAUCCAAGCAAUAGAUAGCUAAACCCUAAUUUUCUUAUUACCUUUCUUUCUACUUUCCAAGGCCACUGAGAAAGUGUAAGACCAUUCUUCAUAUUUCCCCCCUCUGCCAUUUCAGUUUCAGUCAGUAGGGAGGGCCAUGUGAGCUGUUUGAACUGAACUGAAAGCUUGGCUGCAGCAAAUCAGCUUUUUGGUUUUACUGGUCUUCAUAAGAUGGGUAAAUGCAAGGGCUGUGGGAAAUUAGGAAGAAUGGUGUCAAAGGAUGGAUUUGUGAGUGCUUAUCAUUCUGCUCUUCUGCUAUGCCCUAUAGUUUCUGUUUGGGAUUGUGCCGUCCGUAAGAUGAGGUAUUCUUUCAGACCUGAGUGGGUGUAGGUGUCAGGAUUUUACUAUAUAUUACCAGUUCCUGAGUUGGAAAAAUUAAUUAGAGUUUAAGUUAGUGUGAAAAGAAAAAAGAGAAAAAAAACAGUUAUAGAGAAAAUGUACAUGUUUUAGAGUUCUCCCGAGUAAAAGAAAUUAAGCAAACAAGACUGGGUAGUUAGAGAAGUUGGUAGUGGUCAUGGAUAACACAGCAUGUACUAAAGUUCCUUCUGCUGUUAGAAAAGUGAAGAAGAAGCAAGUGAAAGAUGAGUUGGAUCGUCAAAAACAGGCUGAGAAAAAAAAGAGACGCUUGGAGAAAGCCCUAGCUACUUCUGCUGCAAUUAUAUCUGAACUGGAAAAGAAGAAACAGAAAAAGAAAGAGGAACAGCAGAGGCUUGAUGAAGAGGGAGCUGCAAUUGCUGAGGCAGUUGCUCUGCAUGUCCUACUUGGUGAAGACUCGGAUGAUUCGCGUAAGAUGGCGCUGAAGAAAGAUGAGGGGUUCAACCCAUGGGAUUGUGCUACCAGUAUUGACCUCUUGAUGGGUGGAAGAUCUGGCAUUCCUUGUCAGGGCCCAACAAAAUGCUCACUCAACGAAAUUGAGUGGGUCUCUAAUGUUUACGAAUCAGGGUGCGAAUGGAAUUAUUUGGGCAAUGGUGACUGGUCAGUCUCAUCUGGGCCUUUUAGAAGAGAUCUCCAUCCUCCAUAUUUUGAGGAGGGAAGUUGGGAGACAACAGAAAUCUCAGCCGGGCUUUUGGCAGCACAGGCUGUUUCAUCACUCCAAAUUGCAGAAGAUGCACCAGUGGACACCAUUGUUUUCAAUGGAAUGUUAAGAGGGUAAGAUGAUGAACAGGCGUCAGUUAAUAUAUAUAUAUAUAUAUAUGGUCCAGUAACUCUGAAUGAAUCAUCUUAGUUUCAUGGUCAUGUCAUAGUUUUGAAUAAUGGUUUGUAUAUAUUUCUGGAGAUUGUGACCUUCCUGCUCAUCAGAUACACGCAUCGCUCUAGUGCUUCCGUUCAGCAUUAAACAUUGUUGCAGUUUAAUGUUCUCACACUUUACUCUCUUCUCCUCUUCCUUGAAACUGCUUGAUUCCCCUGGUGGAGUGGUUUCCAUACCCUGAGACAUCUACAGAGUCAGUCUUUUUCCUUUUUCUUGUUUUUUUGUUUUUUGCCCUUUUUCUUUUGUUCCUUCCUUUUUGUGGGUUGUUUUUCGAACUCUCAAUAUAUUAAUAGAUCCAUUAAUGCUGUAUUAAGCUACCACAAGGGCAUCAUGAAUGGAAUGAAAGAGCCUUUUAGUGAUUUUGUAAA